AUGGAGGGGAGCUACAGCUACGGCGGCGGCGGAGACGCUACGGCAGCGGCGGCGGUGUCGCGGGACCCCAAGCAGCGGCUGCGGUGGACGCCGGAUCUCCACCAGCGCUUCGUCCACGCCGUUGCCAGGCUCGGCGGCCCCGACAAAGCGACGCCCAAGUCAGUGCUCAGGCUGAUGGCCAUGAAGGGCCUCACCCUGUACCAUCUCAAAAGCCACCUUCAGAAAUACAGACUGGGAAAGCAAACCAAAAAAACCACGGACCUGGAACUGCCCAACGGUGGUGGAUUUAGUGGCCAAAACAUAAACUUUCCAAUCGGAGCGUCUCCUGUUGUUCCUGCUGGAUGCGGUGGCGCAAGAGAAAUGCCGCUUGAGGAUACACUCAGGUAUCAAAUUCAGGUCCAAAGAGAACUAUGUGAACAACUUGAGGUGCAGAAGAAGCUGCAGAUGCGAAUAGAGGCUCAAGGGAGGUAUUUAACGGAAAUACUAAACAAAGCUCAGAAAAAUAUUUCUUUUGAGGCAAAUGGAUAUACUGGCCUAGAAAAUACCAGAUCACAGCUCAUGGACUUCAACAUAGCCCUCCCAGGCUUGACGGAGAACGGAACACAUGUGUAUGAAGAAAACAGUGAACAUUUGAUGAAAGCCAUAUCUGAUGACAAUCUUAAUGAUAACAAUUUAGAUUUUCAGCUCUACCAUGUACAAAGUCAGCAGGCUAAGAAUGUCAAAUGCACGCCAAAAACUGAGGAUCUUCUCUUAUUAGACUUGAAUGUUAAAGGAGAACAUGACCUGUAUUCGAGAGGAAUGCAAGGAUGUGAGUCAGAUCUGAAGAUUAACCAGCAGAGAAAAUAGAGAUUUAUUUAUGCAAGCUGACAUUUUUUGGGAUUUUCAGUUUUUACUGUUAGAAUAUUUUUUCCCCGGUGGUGCAGAGGAUGCUUGGCAACAAGUUUUACUUACUCAGUGAUGACGUUAAAUUUACUGAAGAAAAUCAUGAAUGCUUGAAGCUUAUAUAGUGUAUGCAUAUGUUACGUAGAGUGCAGAUUGGACAAUGAGAGAACAUGAAACAAUCCAAUAUCAAGAUAUAUGUAUUAUUCUAAUUCUCUUUUAUAUACCACAUAUUGCAUAAUUUGAUGUGCACAGAACAUGAAACAAUCCAAUAUCAAGAUAUAUGUAUAUUCUAAUUCUAUUUUA
Messenger RNA from Lolium rigidum, 1185 nucleotides. RefSeq names its product myb family transcription factor PHL11-like. The transcript is spliced from 6 exons. The record is from RefSeq and is a predicted model, not a curated record. Bases 1 to 846 code for a protein of 281 amino acids. Lineage: Eukaryota; Viridiplantae; Streptophyta; Magnoliopsida; Poales; Poaceae. Gene Ontology annotation, molecular function: DNA-binding transcription factor activity; DNA binding.